AUGUUGCUUGAGCAAGGCAUAGAUCUCUUUGUUGAGGAAGGAUUGACUGGCCACUUGGCCUAUGAAGCUUCAAGUGCAGGCUGGGACGGAGUGGUGCAGAAGCUUAUAGAGAAGGGCGCAGAUGUAAACGCUUUUGUCAAAGCCGGUUACAGUGCACUCGCGGCAGCUUCUUGUGAAGGUCAUGACAGCAUUGUACAGAUGCUGCUAGACCAUGGCGCAGAUAUAAACUCUCUGGACAAAGAUGGUCACAGUGCAUUGGCAGUGGCCUCUAGUCGUGGUCAGAUCAGAACCGUACGGAUAUUGCUCAACCAUGGCGCAAACAUUUGCGCUACAGACAAAGAUUACAGCAGUGCAUUGACGGCAGCUUCUCGUAACGGCCACGAAAAGGUUGUAAAGAUACUGCUGGACAAAAGUGCUGACAUUCGCAUCGAUGGCUGUUAA
Molecule: messenger RNA, 441 nt
Organism: Aureobasidium vineae
Lineage: Eukaryota; Fungi; Ascomycota; Dothideomycetes; Dothideales; Saccotheciaceae
Source: the annotation of a GenBank genome assembly